This is a messenger RNA of Anopheles cruzii, 844 nucleotides long. Its product is annotated as brain protein I3. The record is from RefSeq and is a predicted model, not a curated record. The transcript is spliced from 2 exons. NCBI's taxonomy places the organism in Eukaryota, Metazoa, Arthropoda, Insecta, Diptera, Culicidae. Bases 73 to 531 code for a protein of 152 amino acids.
CACAGCAACAUUCCUUUUCGUUCUAUCACAACAUUCGUAUUUUUCUGAGGUAUUAUUCUGCAACUCUGAAAAAUGGCUUCGCAACAACUUCCAAACAAUCCACCCACAUACGACCAAGUGAUGAUGUCGGGAAACAUGGGUAACGUCAACAAUGGUGCUGUUCCUGUGAGCAUUUUACAACCUUCGGCACCAGUUCCGUCAGGUUCCUACCCUCGACAGGAAUAUGUACAGGCAACUAUUGCUACUCCGGUGGUGGCGCCCAUACACGGCGCGAUGCCUUACUAUGGAACAAUGGAUGGCAGCAAGGUUACCGUUCAAGUUGUCCCUCAAGUUACCCAACCAGUCCCGGUACAGCAGAUUACACAGCAAAUUAUCGUCGUGAACGGAUGCCCUGCUUGCCGGAUCGGAAUGCUAGAGGACGACUUUUCUUGCUUGGGUAUAUUUUGUGCAAUUUUCUUCUUCCCGGUAGGCAUUCUGUGUUGCCUGGCCAUGCGCAAUCGACGAUGCACAAAUUGUGGCGCACAGUUUUGAGCAAAUUGUGGACGAUCAAUGUCUAGAGUACUUGUCUCAGAUGCGCGUGUGAGUUCUGGAAUUAUAAAGGUUCUGCAUAACCCCAGCUUCAACCAGAUUCGAGCUAAUUACCUUGGCUCAAGAAUGACCUGUUGGCUCCUACCAAUGCCAACAGUAUGUUAAUAGGAAUUGAAAAAACGGUAUGUGAUACACCAUCAAGAAGCGGAGCGUAAUCGAAUGUUAAAGCGUAAAACACCUUUCACCACCUAGUUGAAGGGUAUUUAUUGAUAUACACGUUUGAUAGCUGUUUGUAAUCCAGUUUCAUGUCAUUUUG